Messenger RNA from Symbiodinium natans, 999 nucleotides. The record is from the annotation of a GenBank genome assembly. NCBI's taxonomy places the organism in Eukaryota, Dinophyceae, Suessiales, Symbiodiniaceae.
AUGGCUCCUGCAGCGAACGUCCAUUCUGCAGACUUCUAUGAAGUUCUCGGUGUGCCACGGGAUGCCACCGAUGCAGACAUCACCAAGGCAUACCGGAAGCUGGCUCUGAAGCACCAUCCGGAUAGGAAUGCAGACAGGAUGGAACAAGCAAAGGAUGAAUUCCAACGAAUCGGUGAGGCCUACGAAGUGCUGCAUGACCCGGAAAAGAGGAAGAUGUAUGACCAGUACGGCAAGGAUGGUCCGGGCAACCUGGGAACUCCGGGCUUCUACGCUCCAGGAAGCGAAGCUGGCAUGACACCGGAGCAGGCACAACAACUCUUCGAGAGCAUAUUUGGCGGCCGAGCUUCGCCACAGGGCUCCUACAUGUUUGCCGGGAGUGGCAUGGAUGGCAUGGGAAUGACUGGCAUGAACAUGUCAGGGAUGGGCGGCAUCGACAUGUCGGAUAUUUUCAUGUCUAUGGGCAUGCCAGGAGGUGCAACAAGCUCACGUUCGAGGCGCCGUCCUCAUGAACAGUGCACCAUCCCUUCCGGACAUCAGGUAGUCGUCCAUGGCUUGUCAAACUCUGCGGCACACAACGGGAAGAGCGGUAAGGUCCGAGGCUUUGAGCAGCAACGUGGCCGUUACCAGGUCCAGCUGGAUGAUGGUUCCAAUCUAUCGGUUCGCCCGGAGAAUCUGACGCAGCUUUGCACCGUAUCCGUUCAUGGGCUGACCAGUAAGCCGGAGCUCAACGGCAGUUCUGGUCGAAUCGUGGGCAUGGACAGCACUAGCGGAAGGUACGUUGUGAUCGUGCAGGCUGCAGCUCCGACUGUCGUACGCCUCCAGCCUUCCAACUGCAUCCUGGAUCCCGGCGUUUGCGUGCGCCUCCGCAACCUCAGCCGAGAGGAACUCAAUGGCCAGAGAGCGCAGGUCCUGGAUGUUGAUCACUCCGCCGGCCGUUACGAGGUCCAGCUGCCCGAGGGUAGACAGAUCCGAGUGAAGUUUGAGAAUGUGGUGUGCUGA